This is a messenger RNA of Electrophorus electricus (electric eel), 2280 nucleotides long. RefSeq names its product SMAD family member 6b (gene smad6b). The record is from RefSeq and is a predicted model, not a curated record. Gene Ontology annotation, cellular component: heteromeric SMAD protein complex. Gene Ontology annotation, molecular function: I-SMAD binding; transcription regulator inhibitor activity. Gene Ontology annotation, biological process: cell differentiation; anatomical structure morphogenesis; regulation of transcription by RNA polymerase II. NCBI's taxonomy places the organism in Eukaryota, Metazoa, Chordata, Actinopteri, Gymnotiformes, Gymnotidae.
UCGGGGGGAGAAAAAAAAGAAAAAGGGAGAGAAACGGAGAAAGAGAGAGAUCUGGGCUGUAGUUUGACCAGGUCUGAACACGGGAUCGGGAGCACACUUUAGUCCACGGAUUGUUCCUUUUCUGGCCGCAGCACACGGAUAUUUUGGAUGACUAAAUAGGAGUGCGCUGCAACAGUGGCAAUCAACCGGGAUCGUGAAUUCCGGCAGGAUUUUUCUGUGGAAUUAAUUCGCGGAGGAGCUUCAUUCAUGUCUCUAGUACCGCUAUAGUGUGGAUCUGAAUGUGUUUCAAAGUCCGAACCAUUUAAGAACGUGCAAAUUAUUUUUCGAUAUAUGUUAGCCUAUAUCUUUCCGUGAUUUUUAGCCAGAACGUCACUUUAGUCAGUAUUGUCUCUAACCUAAAUUAUGCGUAAUAUACACAUAUUUCCUAUCACGUAAACUAGUAAAUAGAACAUAGGUAAACUUUUUUUUAAGUAGUUGCAUUUUGCAUAGCGUCUUUCUUUAACUUGACGGCAUUCACAGUUGAAUGCAUUUUGAUUUCUGUUGAGCCUUGCUUUUAUUUUACGCAUUGUAUUUUAAUGCUACAUAACAUUGUGCCUUCUAAACUAAUGUUGUGGUUUUGCCACCGACAUACAGUGCUCGGCUGUGCAUAUAUUGCACAGCAAUCAGCAAACAUUAAUGUUGUACGAUCUCAGAAACAGUUUUAAAACGCGGAGAGCUGAACAAAAAUAAAAGCACAUCUAGAUUUUUAAAUUGUCGUAUGUUCAGGACGAAACGCUCAGGUCUUGUGCGGCGACUCUGGAGAAGCCGUUUGAUUCCAGAUAAAGAGGGGGGCGAUGGAAAUGGCAAAAGUAGCGAGGGGUCUCCGGACGAUCUUUUUGGUAACAACCCAGAAAAAAUUCCCAAGACGGAACUCGGACCGAUGACCCCAAGCGGGUCACUUGGCGUGGACUAUGGGGGAGUGUGUGCCAGGAAUCCCAGUGAGAUCGGCGGCUCCGGGGUCACUUUGGACCAAGAUGGGGGUGCAGUGUGUGUUCUGGAUCAGGGAAGCCCUCGGUCCUUGCAGGACAGCGAUUGUAGGACAGUCACUUGCUGUUUAUUUAAAGAUCGGGACCAUUCUGGAUCCAGGACCCCCCAGGCUGCUCAGGGUAAGGAACCGAGUUCGUGUCAGUUCGUGCUGAGGAACCUUGGAUCUCGGGACAACGGUUCUCCUGAGAGUCAAGAGGCGAAGCCUCGCUCCGUAAUGGAGCAGGAACUCAAGACCGCCACCUACUCGCUAUUAAAAAGGCUAAAAGAGAAAACAUUGGAUACUCUGUUGGAAGCCGUGGAGUCCAAAGGGGGAAUGCCAAGCGACUGUGUAAUGGUAUCGCGGACCGAGCUGCGGUUAGGCGGCCACAUGGCUCCCCCUCAGCUGCUAAUCUGUAAGCUUUACCGGUGGUCUGACCUGCAGCACACGGCCCAGCUCAAACCGCUCUGUGAGUGCAAGAGCUUCGGGACACAGGAUGGCCCCGUGGUGUGCUGCAACCCAUAUCAUUACAGUCGUCUCUGUGGGCCAGAGUCGCCCCCUCCUCCAUACUCAAGGCUUUCCCCUAGCGAUGAACACAAGCCACUGGAUCUGUCAGAUUCCACACUGUCUUACACUGAAAUGGAGGCUGCCAGCUCGCCAAACGUCACCCAAGGGGAAUUCUCAGACGCCAGUCUGUCGCCGGACGCCCCUAAGCAGAUGCACUGGUGCAGCGUGGCGUACUGGGAGCACCGCACGCGGGUGGGCCGCCUCUACCCGGUGUAUGAGCCCUUCGUCAGCAUCUUCUACGACCUACCUCAAGGCACGGGGCUGUGCCUGGGCCAGCUGGGCGGCGACCGGCGCGGGGGCUCGGCGCAGCGCACGCGCGGCAAGAUCGGCUACGGCCUGCUGCUGAGCCGCGAGGCCGACGGCGUGUGGGCCUACAACCGUAGCCAGAGUCCAAUCUUCGUCAACUCGCCCACGCUGGAGGCCCCUGGGGGCCGUGCCCUGGUUGUGCGCAAGGUCAUGCCCGGCUACUCCAUCAAGGUGUUCGACUACGAGCGCUCGGCGCAGCUGCGGCACCAGGCCGAGCCUGGCUUCCUGGACGGGCCCUACGACCCCAACAGCGUCAGAAUCAGCUUCGCCAAAGGCUGGGGACCCUGCUAUUCACGCCAGUUCAUCACCUCCUGCCCCUGCUGGCUGGAAGUCCUCCUCAACAACCACAGAUAACACAAACACACACGCAGGUGCGCGCACAGGUGGACGGAUGGACGGAUGGA